AACAAGUAAACUGUCUUAGCAACCGGCCGUUAGACGUUAAACAGGCUUUUAAUUGUGAUUAUUUUAACAAAAGCAGGUUUAAGCGACGUUUCAGCUCCAGUUUCCUCACGUUUCUGCCUCUGUAUCAAAGGGUUAAAGGAGAAACCAGCGUCAGAGUGUGAUGGAUGAGACGGUGAGACCUCUGAGGAUUCCUCCAGAGAUCUCUGUCUACGCCGACAAACACGACGUCUUCCACCUGCUGCAGAGCAUGUUGUGCAGCCUGGUGAUGGAUCAGCCUGAAGAUCCCAUCAGUCACAUGAUCAACCUGCUUCAGAGGAGCAGCACAGACAUCCCCAGGGUCCUGGUGCUGGGCCCUCCAGCUGUGGGGAAACACACCGUGGCCAAGAGGCUGAGUGCUGAGCUCAGAGCUGUCCAUGUGAACACGGAGAGUCUCCUGCUGCACCAAUCAGAAAGCAGCAUACACACACAGCAGGAGCUUCCUGCUGAGCUGCUGGUCAGUGUAAUCCAACAGAGACUGAAGGAGGUGGACUGCUUCAACAAGGGCUGGGUGUUGGAGGGAAUCCCUCAGACUCGUCUGCAGGCUCUCAGUCUGCAGCAGGCCGGAAUCGUCCCCGAACAUGUUGUGAUGUUGCAGGCUCCUGAUGCUGUUCUGUCUCAGAGGUCUGAGGGUAAACAGGUGGACCCUCUGACAGGAGACGUGUACCAUCAGACGUUCGUCUGGCCCGAGGAUGUCGCCGUCGCUCGCCGCCUGCAGCCAGCCAGCCGCCCGUCAGAACAGCAGCACCUGGCCGCGCUGCAGCGUUACCGCCGUGAGGUCACAGGUCUGAGCUCCGCCUACCAGCACAUCCUGAAGGUCGUCAGCGCCGACCAGCCGCACGCCGACGUCUACCAGCAAGUGCUGGCUUUCAUCAAGACUCGCUGUCGCUCCAGAACUCCCAGAAUCCUCCUGCUGGGUCCUCCGGGGUCGGGGAAGAGUCACCAGGCCAGACUGCUGUCAGAGAGAUACAAGAUGGUGGACGUGUGCUGUGCUCGGCUGCUCAGGUCUGCAGCAGCUGAUGGUUCAGCUCUGGGAGAACAGAUCCAACCGUACCUGGAGGGCGGGAGGCCAGUUCCAGACUCUGUGGUGCUGCAGGUUCUGGAGGAGCGUCUGAGCCGAGCCGACUGCAGCUGCAGAGGCUGGAUCCUCCACGGCUUCCCCCGAGACCUGCAGCAGGCCCGGAGCCUGGCCCAGUCCAAGCACCAGCCCAACAGAGUGUUCUUCCUGGAGCUGACGGAUGAAGUGUGUGUAGAGAGAGUCAGUCUGAGAGCCACAGAUCCUGUGAGUGGACAGAGGUUCCACGCUGUGAGCCGACCAGCUCCGAGCUCUGAGGUUCAGAACAGGCUGAAGACCAGACCAGAGGACAGCACACACACCGUGACACACACAAUCACACAGUACAGGACUCACACUGCUGCCCUGCAGUCAGUGUAUCCAGAUGCGGCUCAUAUUGAUGCUGAUCAGGAUCCUCACUCUGUGUUCGAGGCUCUGGAGAGCAGACUUACAGCUGACUGACAAGAGGACUCACCUUGA
This is a messenger RNA of Centropristis striata (black sea bass), 1570 nucleotides long. It is a transcript of the gene ak8, whose product is annotated as adenylate kinase 8. Gene Ontology annotation, cellular component: cytoplasm. Gene Ontology annotation, biological process: nucleoside triphosphate biosynthetic process. The transcript is spliced from 16 exons. The coding region runs from base 161 to 1552 and encodes 463 amino acids. Gene Ontology annotation, molecular function: AMP kinase activity; ATP binding; nucleoside diphosphate kinase activity. NCBI's taxonomy places the organism in Eukaryota, Metazoa, Chordata, Actinopteri, Perciformes, Serranidae. The record is from RefSeq and is a predicted model, not a curated record.